This is a messenger RNA of Anguilla rostrata (American eel), 7816 nucleotides long. RefSeq names its product zinc finger CCHC domain-containing protein 24-like. The coding region runs from base 286 to 1002 and encodes 238 amino acids. Gene Ontology annotation, molecular function: zinc ion binding; nucleic acid binding. NCBI's taxonomy places the organism in Eukaryota, Metazoa, Chordata, Actinopteri, Anguilliformes, Anguillidae. The record is from RefSeq and is a predicted model, not a curated record. The transcript has 4 exons.
GCAAUGAGCCCCUUGAUGUUGCAGCGCAAAUAAAGGGAGAUAGCGGACACUAGGCUGUGGCUAAAAACUUUUUAUACUGUCAUGUUACAGCUAUGGCUUUUGCGUAACCAUAGACUAGGGAUCGGGAUCCCUGCACGCGGCUGAGAUCGGGAAGAAAAGGAAGGGCAAGACUUUCGGGGAGGGGAAAGCAAGUAACGGGAAGGCAAAUCCAAGUGACUUACAGCAAGAUUCCGAAGUUGUGAUUUACCUAGAAGUAACGGUGGAGAAGCGAGCAGCCUUUCAAAGAUGAGCUUGCUGUCUGCCAUAGACACCAGUGCCUCUGUGUACCAGCCUGCACAGCUCUUAAACUGGGUAUAUCUUUCUUUACAAGACACCCACCAGACCAGUGCCUUUGAGGCGUUCAGACCAGAGACUAAUUCUUCCCAUCCGGAUCUGAACUAUACCAAGCCUCCCGCUGCCGACCUGAGCUCCUCUAUAAAUUCCAACUAUCUCAACAACUUCUUUCAGCUGCAAAGGAACGAGGCCUUGAACAACGGCCUCUACAAGAGCGGCUCGCCGUAUGGCUCCCUCAACAACAUCGUGGACGGCCUGAGCUCGCUGACCGACCACUUCUCCGACCUGUCCCUCUCCUCCGAGCCGCGGAAACCCAGCAAGAGGCCGCCGCCCAACUACCUGUGCCACCUGUGCUUCAACAAGGGACACUACAUCAAAGACUGCCCGCAGGCCCGGCCGAAGGGGGAAGGCCUGACCCCGUACCAGGGCAAGAAGAGGUGCUUCGGAGAGUACAAAUGCCCCAAGUGCAAAAGGAAGUGGAUGAGCGGGAACUCCUGGGCCAACAUGGGACAGGAGUGCAUCAAGUGCCACAUCAACGUUUACCCACACAAGCAGCGGCCCCUGGAGAAGCCGGACGGGCUGGACGUGUCGGACCAGAGCAAGGAGCACCCGCAGCACCUGUGUGAGAAGUGCAAGGUGCUGGGGUACUACUGCCGCCGCGUGCAGUAACGCCUGGAGAGGUUCUUCAGUCCUCAGCCCCCAACCGCCCCCCCUCGCCAGAGCGCAUCUUCAGCCCCAGCUCCCCCCCCCCCGGUCCUGUGACCCCUCGCCAGUCCGUCCACCAAGUGCUCUUCACCAAGCAGAACCUGCCAGAAUCCUGUAUGUAAAUAUUCCAGUGCACACAGACGCUGUUUUAAUGCCUUUAGCGAAUACCUUUACCUGUCCGAAAGCGUCGUUAGCAGCGUCCUCAUCCUGACAGCGUCCGUCCGCCUCGAUCGCAGCCGACUGUCCCACAGCGAUGGUCCGCUGGUCGUUUGUUUACACAAUUUCCUCUUCUUUUUUCGUCCAUGCCAAGUGAAAUAUGUGGACGUGCCAAGUAUUAUAACGUUUUUAUAGACAAUUUGACAAGGUCUCUAAGUCCUUGCAGUGGUCAUUGGGUCAACAGCAUAUUAAAUCAACUGUGAAUUAACUGUGAAUUAAUUGAGGGGUAAUGGCUUCAUCCCCACUUUUAUUUUGGCGAGUAUUUAUUACUGGAGUGCUGACACAUUUGGGUUACAGAUUAGUAUUAGGCUUUGUAACGUGUAAUUAAUUUUUAACUGGGACAUGUGUACUCUACACAUAAUAACUUGUGGAACUGAGUCUUUAGAAACUGCUGUUGCCUCAAGUAGAAUGAUUUGUUGCUCAUAAGUUAGAAAAGUUACAAUGUUCAGCAUUUAUGCAUCUUUAUUAUGUAUCCAGUAGAGCUUGACUUACAUUGCAUAAUCCAUUCAUAUGUGUAUGUGUGUAUAUGCACGCGUGUAUGUAUAUGUACUCACACACACACACACACACACACACACACAGAGAAAAUCUUAAUCAUGUUAAAGGCUACUGUGCAAUACCAUAACACGACCAGACAGUUAAUAUAAACUUCCAGUGAACCCCAUCAUCAUUUCUAAGAUCAGUGCAGAUUAGAUGUGCUUCUGUAUCUUUCUGUUGCACAGUAGAAUUGGUGAAGGGAUUUGAUUGGCUGAAAGAGACUUUCUGCCUCAAAAUCAAAAAUGGCUCCCUCAGAAGCACCAUUGAUCAGUGAGUCCACAUGCGUGUGCCUUACUGAUUUUGUGCCUCAUCUCUAUUUUAUCUUUCUAUGUGGAAAAAAUAUUCCCACCCCCCCAAUAUUAUCCAGAUAUAAAUCAAUGCCUUAAAAGAGUAUUUAGCCUAUAAGAUCAUAUAAACUCAGGUCUAACGCACUGCUAAAAAAGGAAAUGAUCAGGUCUGUACAAAUUUAUACUGCACAUUAAUUCCUGUAGUCCUCAUAUUUUAUGAUAUUAGUUUCAUUUCUGUAUUUACAUGUGUUGAACCUUCAAAGUGACGUGACUGAAGAGUGUAGAUUGAUCUUGAUCCAGAUUAUUAAUUAUUUGUUUCCUGUGCUAUAAUAAUUAAUAUACAGUUCAGAGUGUCCUGGUUAGCACAUGGAUCAGUAGUGAAGUAGUAGGAAGGGCAAAUAAUCAGUGAAUAGAAACGAAUGUCAUAUAAUAGUGUUCAGUGACUGCAGUCGUCUAUACAAUAUGUCCAACAUCAUUUAAGGCUAAUUCCUCAAUUAACUUUAUCAAUGAGUGGAGAGGUUGGACUCAUUUUGUUUUAUGACAAAAAUUGUUUCUCAUCUUUUGAGAUAAGAGAAGAAGAAGGGGAAACAGGAAGUUGGGAGGAACUGAGCUGGGUUGAGACCGAUGUCCUGUGUGUCAGGGGUGUCCAGUCUUACCCGAAAAAGGGCCGGUGUGGGUGCAGUUCUUUGUUUUAGGCCAGCAGUAAGGCACCCUGUUCUAAUUGUGAAGGCCUUGAUUGAAGACCAUGAUUAGUUAAAUAGUAGAAACAGGUGUCUUAGUGUUGAAACAAACUCCUGCACCCACACCGGCCCUUUUCCGAUAAGAAGACGCGACACAGGGUGGGACAUCAGAACCGGAACCUGCUGUUGCUGAGCAGAGCCUGUUAGGCAAAGGGAGUGCUGAGAAUGGAAGAUGCCUCGUACCUGGAAGUUUUUAAUGAAUGUCUGUGGUUGAAACGAGAAAGUUGAGAGCAAAGUUUCGUUUUGAGGUGAUACAGAAAAGUAUUUUUAAAUUUUAAAAGGAGAUUUGGAAAGUAUGGCGAUGGAUCGAGAAGUUGUUCUAAAGAAUGUGAACCGUUGUGCAGAAAGAAUUUUAAGGAGGACAAAUGCCCUCUAGAGAUAUUUUAAAAAGAUCUCUUGGACAAACAGAAUCACUGUUUACAGUUCAGUGUUUUCCUGUUUACAGGAUAGGUUAACCUAAACAGUCACGUCUCGUCCUCCUACUUUUUCCUGUGAAUGCACUCAAAAAUAUAAAACAAGUAAGACCAUUUUAGUGAAAAUGAUAAAAACUUUUUCUGUGAUUCGUACAUGUUUCAUCUUCCAUUUUUGCUGAAGAGAAAUUACUUUGAUAACUGUAUGACUUUUAUGAAAUUCCAGUGCCAAUUUUGUUAACUAAAAUAUUGAUUUGGAUCAAUUCAGUGAGUUCUGGUUUUUAAAAAUGGGUUGGCUGAGAGUCAUGAGUCGGUGAGCUUCUGAUUUAUAAUGUCAGAUAGCUUCACUCUUUGGCAAAGGUCAUUCACAGGUGCACCGCUUUGGAAAGCGCUCACCUUAUUCUGACUCUAGAAGGGCCGUAAUUCAUUGUGGGAGAGAUUCAUCGGUUGUAUUCCGUACUCAUAUUUAUCACAAUGGCUGUAGAUAUUAAGUCUUUUAUUUUAUAAAUGUGUAUAAUAUGGGUUACUAAACUUACAUACUUUUGAAGAUAUCAUUUGUAGCCAUUUUAUAUGUGCUUCUCGGGGAAGCAUGACUUGAAAUCAUUUGACAAAGAAUCUGAGGUAGAUGCGAAUAGUUUUGGAAUGGCAUGUGGAGUUUGGGAUAUGCUGGAGUUCGGCCUGGGGGGGUCUGGAGUUUGGGAUAUGCUGGAGUUUGGCCUGGAGUAGGGGGGGGAAGCUGUGGUUAGCUAUUGUGCAGGCUCUACUUUGCAUUCAGAGUCAGCCGUGGUACAGGUUCAGGAAGUCUCUGACAAUAGUGGCCGUUAUUCCUGUCAUUGUGUGGCUGAGGAGACAGUGGGGUCACCCCGUCAGCUCGGAGCGCUUCAAAGCGGCUCUCAGAUCCCUGCGCCCCGAAAGUUCACUUGGGAGCAGGAACAAAAGCCACCGCCUGGCAAAAACAAUCAGGAGGGCCGUCGCCAUGGUGUCAACAAGGGAAAGUUACCCAAACCCUCGCUCACUUAUGCUAAAGGCUCACUCACUCACACACUGCAGCUAAAGACUCACUCACACACUGCAGCUAAAGGCUCACUCACUCACACACUGCAGCUAAAGGCUCACUCACACACUGCAGCUAAAGGCUCACUCACUCACACACUGCAGCUAAAGACUCACUCACUCACACACUGCAGCUAAAGGCUCACUCACACACUGCAGCUAAAGACUCACUCACUCACACACUGCAGCUAAAGGCUCACUCACUCACACACUGCAGCUAAAGGCUCACUCACUCACACACUGCAGCUAAAGGCUCACUCACACACUGCAGCUAAAGGCUCACUCACUCACACACUGCAGCUAAAGACUCACUUACACACUGCAGCUAAAGGCUCACUCACUCACACACUGCAGCUAAAGGCUCACUCACUCACACACUGCUAUUAAAGACUCACUCACACACUGCAGCUAAAGGCUCACUCACACACUGCAGCUAAAGACUCACUCACUCACACACUGCAGCUAAAGACUCACUCACACACUGCAGCUAAAGGCUCACUCACUCACACACUGCAGCUAAAGGCUCACUCACUCACACACUGCAGCUAAAGGCUCACUCACUCACACACUGCAGCUAAAGGCUCACUCACUCACACACACACACACUGCAGCUAAAGGCUCACUCACUCACACACAUCACACACUGCAGCUAAAGGCUCACUCACACACUGCAGCUAAAGACUCACUCACUCACACACUGCAGCUAAAGGCUCACUCACUCACACACACACACUGCAGCUAAAGGCUCACUCACUCACACACUGCAGCUAAAGGCUCACUCACUCACACACACACACUGCAGCUAAAGGCUCACACACACUGCAGCUAAAGGCUCACUCACUCACACACACACACACACUGCAGCUAAAGGCUCACUCACUCACACACUGCAGCUAAAGGCUCACUCACUCACACACACACACUGCAGCUAAAGGCUCACACACACUGCAGCUAAAGGCUCACUCACUCACACACACACACACACUGCAGCUAAAGGCUCACUCACUCACACACUGCAGCUAAAGGCUCACUCACUCACACACACACACUGCAGCUAAAGGCUCACACACACUGCAGCUAAAGGCUCACUCACUCACACACACACACACACUGCAGCUAAAGGCUCACUCACUCACACACUGCAGCUAAAGGCUCACUCACACACUGCAGCUAAAGGCUCACACAAAGUUACGUUUUCUGCUGUUUUGAUAUAGGAAGUUUUCUGGCAUUAGCUAUUCUGGUACCGUGACUGAACAUGUAUGUGUACUGUGAACUCACAGGUGUUUGGGUGAUUAGGCUGGGUGGUGUUAGGAAGAGAACGCUUGUGACAGCAUUGUCGUUAGGAGAGAGGGCCAGUGAAAUUAUUAAAUGAAGUUCUGUGAGUUGCUUGUAGCAGUUAGUAUCAGCCUGUAGCUAAACAAGCAGUCUUACCGCUUUCUCACCACGUUUUCUGUCAUUCUUUAACGGAAAUACUGGGAAUUAAAUCAACAUGAGUGUAGAAUAUAGAAAAAAAAUUAUUGUUCAGUAGAUACCAAGCUUGCUUCAAUUGUUUGCCAUUUGAAACGUUUGAGAUUUUUAAGCUUCCGUGUUAUUUUUGCCGUACAGCAUGGUGGGAUCAAAUAGAGCUCCACUUACAGUUUCACAUGAUGGGAGAAGUGAUGGCCGCCUUUCAGUCUCAAGUUCUUUAUGUCACCAUCUAACAUUAGCAUUAUAUACUGUUCUUAGUCUAUUUCAUUCACUAUACUGCUCAUUUGUAUGUGGAUUCUUUUAUGUGGAUUUUUCUAAGUACUUAGUUCUUUACUGGUAUGGGUAGAUUUUUAUCAACAAUCAGCAGUAUAUGGUUUACAUUUGCCAAACAGAAGAGUCACCCUGUGAAUCACAUCCACCAUUACUUGUGACGAUUCUCAGUUAUCGAGCUUGCUGCAAUUAAUAUUUCGCAGGAACCUGUUCAAACGGAUGGAAUGAAGUGGUGGAGGGUCAGAAAACCCCACUCUGUGAUCCAUUGAUAUGGUCUACAUUCGCAGCUUUUCAGCAAGCCUUUAACCUUUGACUUAUAUGAGGGAGAAAGUUUUCAGAGCCAAAGGGAGUUCAAAAGUAAUAUGUUAACGUACACAUUUGAGAUCUAUACAGGCUCCAGACACUUAAACUUGACUCUUACAGUUCCUUUCGCGUAUGGAUUUUUUAUGUACGAUUUGUGUAUUUUGGAAACCUAUCUAGUUGAUCAGCGCAGCAUUUUGGCGCAAAGGAAAAUGACAGAAGUCUGCUCUUCCUGAAUGAGAUCAUUGCAAUGAUUUGUGUAUAUUUUAGAUUCCCAUCAUUAAGUAUAAUAGUUCUUAAAUGCUAUAUUGCAAUAUUAAAGCUGUUUUGUGUGAAAAGGGCCUAUUGUUGACAAAGAAAUUAAGCUGGGAGUUCUCUUUUAAUGUUUUACAGUAAUCUGAGGAUGUAUCCUACAGAAGAUAUUUAUGGAAGGAAUUUUUUAAAAACUUUUUUCUGUAUAAAAUAUGCAACAAAACUACACUAAGAAGGAAAUAUUGAUGUCUACAUAGAUUGUAUGAAGGUUGGUACAUAAUUAUUAAAUGUCCUUCUCUCUUAUAAGCCAUUUUGAUUUGUUUUCAUGUUUUGUAGUUGGAAUUAUCAUCAGUUUCGAAUAACCCUUUAUAAUUUUUGUGUUUUAACUAGUAUGCGUGUCAGAAUUCAUAUAUGUGUAUUUUGAAGUGUUAUCUUUUUGAAGACCAGUAUUAAAAUAGUUAUGAACAUUAUUAGCUAACAGAAUUAUUCUGAUCUUGAAGAUGUUAAAAUAUAUAAUGAAGGUGGAAAUUUAAGCAAUAAUACUGUUGUGUUAAGGCACAGAACCUAUGUUUCUAAUGUUUUAGAGAUUUACAUUCACCACUGUAUUCAAAGAAAACAAACUGUGAGUUUUACUAUGCAAUGUCUACUAUAGCAACAAUGUCAAGGAACUAAUGUGGGAUUUUUAUAUUUUAUGCGUAGUUUGGGGGGAUAGCCGCUGGUAACUGAGUGUGACGACAUAAAACUGUGGUAGUUUGCAUGUGCAUGUAUUUUGUUCAUAAAUUGGAUAUAUUUUUGUGUAAUGUAUAUCUAUUUUAGCUCAUUAGAUGGCAAGAUAUUAUUUUUAAAUAUUUAGAAUAUGCCAAACUGCUAACUGUAUGCCUUACUACAUUAUGUACUAGUAUAUCUAAUAUAUCUUCAUACUGAGGUUCAGUACCUUACUGAAUAUGAGACUGAAUAAUAUACACUGCUUUUGAGGUAUAUUAGAUACCGAUGUAUAAGUGGUUUAAUUUAUGUAAUAUACUUACUUUUACUAAAAUUACUUUAAUUAUAACAUGAAAAUGGACAUAAGACAGAGAGAUGGGAGAAAAUUGUAUAACUGGGAAUUGUGCACAGAAAGUAGCCUCUGAUGUGUUAUGUCCAUAAAACGGCAUUCCGGAAUGUGCCUUAUUUGCCGAUUAGGGGAAAAGAUGCUUGCUUUAGUACUUUUAAGGGUUUUAUUGCAGAAUUAAAACUGUAUUCAAGGGGG